This is a messenger RNA of Chiloscyllium plagiosum (whitespotted bambooshark), 3034 nucleotides long. The record is from RefSeq and is a predicted model, not a curated record. Lineage: Eukaryota; Metazoa; Chordata; Chondrichthyes; Orectolobiformes; Hemiscylliidae.
GUUGUUGGGCCCUGAAUGAUCACUGAUGGACCAACCCCAUCUGACCAUUUCCACCCCCCCCAUCCCCUGGAAUCUUUGUCUCUCCCUCACCCAAACUGCAGGGACAAGGAACCCCUGACACAUGAAGGUGGGGUGCAGCCGGACUCGACAUCGUCCCCAGAAACUGCAGCUGAGACCCCAUCGAGAGAGACUCCAACAAAUGAACUGCAAGAGGGUGACAGAACACCUACCAAAGCAGUGGUGCAGAAGAAAACGUCUCAGGAGCUGGAUCCCAUGCAGACUCUCGAAUCUCCCAAGUCUUUAUACCGUGGCCCUCUGCGGAGGUUUCUCGGGAAGAGACAAGCUGAAAAAAAGUCUUCAAAGGAGCUGCCGCUGGAUGAGGUCUGUCCGAACCUGCUCCCCGACACAGUGAAGGGCUUUGGAGACAAAGUGGAGUUGGGUAAAUCUGCCACUUUCCCCAUGGCACAGUCCCCCCAGUACCUGUUCCCAGACACGGGCAAGGAGCACCCCAGCAAGGGGAAGAGAAGUCGCAGCAUUAAAAUCAGCAAUGCCACCAGCGCCUCAGAGCAGUGGGAGGCUCAGCUCGGCCACAAAAUUACUAACGCCAAUGAACUGAAGAGUCUGGAUGAGUUCCUCCUGAACAAGGUGAAUGACCUCAGUUCCCAGGAUUCGCAGGAAUCGAAAAUUGAAACUUUAUUCAUCACUGUCACCGAGAAAUUUCGACUGACCCUGAAAAGCAUGUAUCCUGUCCACAACGGCCAGACCCAUGUGAGCUACAAGGACCUGAUGAGGAAUUAUCAGCUCCUUCUGACCAAGAUGGUGGGUGAGAGGCAGAAAGCCGAGAUGCAGUUUGUCCUCAACCUCUUCCAAUCUCUGCUCGAUGAAUUUGCUCGAGGUUAUUCCAAGAAAGAGGAGAUGGAGGCGUUGAAGCAGCCAACAAAAACUCGGAAGAAGAGGCGGAAACGCAAUCAGAUUAAGGAGGAGCAUUUUGGGCAUUUGUUCCGGAGUUACCAGGUGAACAUUCGACAGUCAUGUGAGCAGUGUUCCUCCUAUAUCUGGCCCAUGGAGAAAGUGUUGCUCUGCUGCACUUGCAAAAUGACCUGUCACAAGAAGUGCCUCCUGAAGAUUCAGGCCCACUGCCAAUCAGGCUGUGACCAAAAGAAUGACCCUGAGGCGAUGUCUCGGCAUUUUGGUGUUGAGGUCUGCAGGCUGACAGUGAACCAGACGGUCCCCGUGGUCAUGGAAGUGCUGGUGGAAUACGUGGAAAUGAAUGGACUGUACACAGAGGGAAUUUACCGGAAAUCUGGUGCAGCAAACAAGAUGAAAGAGUUACGGCAGAAGCUGGAACAAGAUCCAACUUCGGUGGUUUUGGAGAAAUAUCACAUUCAUGCUAUUACUGGGGUACUUAAACAGUGGCUUCGUGAACUUCCAAUCCCCCUGAUGACCUUUGCUCUGUACGGUGAUUUUCUACGUGCUAUCGAGCACCCUGGGAGACAGGAACAGAUCCAAGCCGUUUACAGUGUCCUCAAUCAACUGCCCAGUCACAUUUACUGCACACUCGAACGACUCAUCUUCCACCUGGUCAAGGUGGCUGUACUAGAGGAGAUGAAUCGUAUGUCUCCCAAUGCACUGGCGAUUGUCUUUGCCCCAUGCAUUCUCCGUUCACCAGACAGCUCCGACCCACUAACCAGCAUGAAAGACGUCUCUAAGACAACAAUGUGUGUUGAGCUCCUGAUUACUGAGCAGAUGCGGAAAUACAAAAUCAAAAUGGACGGGAUUGCUCAACUGGAGACGGAGGAGCAAAUCGCAGUCCGACGCCUCUCGCUCCUACGUCUUUGGCCUCUUGAAGUUGGGUUCUCUGCUCCGUUCGAUGGGGUACUGAGCAAAGGACCCCUGAGUCCAAAACCCACUGAGGAGAAUCCCACAAAGUUGGGAAGCUUAGAUGAGGAAGAGCCUUCAGACACUGACAUGGAACAUGAAGAGGAGAUUCUGAUGGAGCGAAUCCAGUCGAUAAAGGAGGAGAGGGAUCAGUUGACACUUGAGCUCCCAGAGUUGGAACAGAGAGGUUCUGAUGAGGAAAACCUGGACUCUGAGGCUUCCCUCAGUAUGGAGAGUCUGCUCGAUGAUCGGCCGGGGCAAGGGGAGGCCGGAGAUACGGCUGUGUUCCAGUUCACAGGAAGACUCCGAGCUCCACCUCAGUCUGUGCCCAUGCUGCAGCCCGUUCCUGCCAAGCCUGAGCAUGGUCCUCCCCUGGGUAACCGUCCCUCCCUGCUAGUCCGUCCCUCUGUUGCCCAGCGGCGUGCGUUUUCCAUGCUGGCCAGCAUCAGGUUACCUCGACGUAAUGCCGCAUUGCCCACACGUAACAUCAAGCUGCCCCCGGGCAUGGUGAGCACCGUGUGCCAUGUCCCUGUGGACUCUGGGCAGCCGCAGCAGCUGGUCAGUGUGCGACGGCGCGAGCAGCCUUCCAGGCGAUUGGACAACAUUCACUCCGUCUACAUUGUCACGCAAGAGGGCCUCUCGCUCCAGACGUUGGCUCAGACUGAUGACACAAAUCCCAUUCCAGCAAAGGUCCAGCGCAGGUUUUCCGAUCCACUGUCAGACCUUGCUCAUGGGGACAAUGCCUCCAGCCUGUAACAUUCCCAUUAUCUCCAGGCGGCGGACUGGACAUUUCCUGGAUUUAUAAGCACAUCUCCCACUUAACCUCCCACUCAGUGCUCUGAUAAAGAGCCAAGAGUGAGUGAGCAACGAGACUGUAACUGGGAGUUUGAGCGAGAAUGAGUGAGUGCCUGGGCUGUGUGUGUAUGAACGAGUGUCCGAGGGAGAGAAUGUCCGCUCAGGCUGGGAGUUAGCUUGACUCGGAAAGUUGCGUACGAUUAUUUUACAGUAAAGCCCUCAGCUGAAUGGGGAACUAUCCGACAUAUAUGACUCUGGGAAGAAGGAGAAUCCUACCUUGUGAGGUGUGAAGGAGUUCCUGUCCUCUUCCCUGUGUAACCAUUUCCCCAACAAUUAAAUACUUUUUUUAUAUAUAAAUAAA